AGCCGUGAAUGCAGCAGGGCAAGUAGUCGUGGUGGAUGCAAUCUAUUGGCUUCUCAGUGCUGCCGCUAAAGUCACAACCCUGACUGUAGCCCGCACUGCCUCUACCAGUGUAUUUCUGUAGCUGCUGCUGCUGCUCUCCCUCCCCCUUAAAUGGUGUGGGCAGAGUGGGAUGGAAGACUGCAUUGGAAACCUUUUCAUGGAAAUGGUCUUUGCUGUUGGUAUUGCUGUAGCACCAUUCUGGUGACAACAACAUGCCGUUGAAAUGGAAAAGCGGUUCUCCUGUCAGCUGGAAAUUCCCAGUGCCAGUUCUUAAGACAUCCAGGUCCUCACCCCUUUCGCCUGCAUACAUAUCCCUCGUGGAGGACGACGACGCUCACAUGAAAGUUGCUCUGGGCUAUGGUGAUAUGGGCAUCUCUGCUCACCUUCAAGCAUCAAAGACUGGAAACACUCGAUUCUUCACAAGCAACACGCACAGCUCAGUUGUUCUUCAGGGAUUCGACCAGCUGAGGAUAGAGGGUCUGCUAUGUGACGUCACGCUUGUAGCUGGGGAUGGCGAUGAAGCUUUCCCCGUACACCGCGCCAUGAUGGCCUCCUCCUCCGACUAUUUCAAAGCCAUGUUCACAGGUGGAAUGAAAGAACAGGAUUUAAUGUGCAUCAAGCUUCACGGUGUUAACCGAAUAGGCCUGAAGAAGAUCAUUGACUUUAUCUACACAGCCAAGUUGUCGCUCAACAUGGAGAACCUGCAGGACACACUCGAGGCAGCCAGCUUCUUACAAAUCCUUCCUGUGCUGGACUUCUGCAAGGUCUUUCUUAUAUCUGGGGUUUCUCUCGACAAUUGUGUAGAGGUGGGCCGCAUUGCCAACACAUAUAACCUCACAGAGGUGGACAAAUAUGUCAACAAUUUCAUCCUGAAGAACUUCCCCUCGCUUCUGGGCACGGGAGAGUUUGUCAAGCUACCGUUUGAACGACUGGCUUUUGUACUAUCCAGUAACAGCUUGAAACACUGCACUGAAUUGGACCUGUUCAAGGCUGCGUGCCGCUGGCUACGCUACGAAGAUGGUCGUAUGGACUAUGCCCCUAAGCUCAUGAAGAACAUCCGCUUUCCCCUCAUGAACCCACAGGAGCUCAUCAAUCACGUGCAGACAGUGGACUUUAUGCGCACGGACAACACCUGUGUCAAUCUUCUCCUGGAAGCUAGCAACUACCAAAUGAUGCCCUACAUGCAGCCAGUUAUGCAGUCAGAACGGACAGCCAUCCGCUCGGACAGUGCCCACCUGGUCACCCUGGGUGGUGUUCUGCGCCAGCAGCUAGUUGUGAGUAAGGAGCUGCGUCUGUUUGAUGAGAAGGCUCAUGAGUGGAAGGCGCUGGCACCCAUGGAUGCACCCCGCUACCAACACGGCAUUGCAGUCAUUGGCAACUUUCUCUAUGUGGUGGGUGGCCAAAGCAACUACGACACCAAAGGCAAGACAGCAGUGGACACCGUGUUCCGGUACGACCCUCGCUACAACAAGUGGAUCCAGGUGGCAUGCCUUAAUGAGAAACGUACCUUCUUCCACCUCAGUGCACUCAAGGGACACCUCUAUGCUGUUGGUGGAAGAAACGCUGCCGGGGAGCUUGCUACUGUGGAGUGCUACAACCCAAGGACAAAUGAAUGGACAUAUGUUGCCAAAAUGAAUGAGCCACAUUAUGGCCAUGCUGGGACAGUGUACGGCGGUUAUAUGUAUAUUUCAGGGGGGAUCACUCAUGACACUUUUCAGAAGGAGUUGAUGUGCUUUGACCCAGAUGCAGAUAAAUGGACUCAGAAAGCACCCAUGACGACAGUGCGUGGCCUGCACUGCAUGUGCACAGUGGGGGACCGCCUUUAUGUGAUCGGGGGCAAUCACUUCCGGGGCACCAGCGACUACGACGACGUGCUGAGCUGCGAGUACUACUCCCCCGCCCUCGACUUAUGGACACCUAUUGCCGCCAUGUUGCGGGGCCAGAGCGACGUGGGCGUGGCCGUGUUUGAGAAUAAGAUCUAUGUGGUGGGGGGCUACUCGUGGAACAAUCGCUGCAUGGUGGAAAUAGUACAGAAGUAUGACCCCGAGAAAGAUGAAUGGCACAAAGUGUUUGACUUACCUGAGUCGCUGGGCGGGAUCCGAGCCUGCACACUCACAGUUUUUCCCCCCGAGGAUAUUUCGGGCUCACCCUCCAGAGAGUCGCCCCUCUCAGCACCUUGAUGAGUAAACGGGGGGAGCCCACUUUGCUCAUACCCCCGUGACCCCCCCCACCCCCACCCCACCCCCAACCCCCUCAACAAACACACCUUAUAGACAUUGUUUGCACUUCCUCUUUGGACUACAUCUGUACUGCAUCCCCAAGUAUCCCCUCCACCUCCACCUCCCCUCAAGCUGUGCAGAAACCCCUCCCUAAGUGGUUAAACCUACAUACCGAUACGGUUUGGCAACCUAAUUACAUGUUAAUGUUGCAUACUCGGUAUAUUUUGGCAGGAAAUAACCUUGACUUGAAAAGUGACUUUGCAAAUCAACUUUUCUACCUGAUGUCCACAGUUUUCUUAUGUCUGGUUUCUUUAGGCGUUCUACCUUGAGAUGCUGACUACCACACUGACUCUCUCUUCUAGUCUAUGCCAGGUUAGAUGCAGGUGACCCCUCCAGAGAGCAGAAGUGUAAGGAGAGAUGAGCUCCAAAACACAGUUGGUUUUUAACUCAGGGGUUGGCCCAGGCCCCAAUCAACGUCUCUCUCUUACAGUUUCAGUUCUUUCCUGCUAUUGCUAUGAAACUGUUAACAAAAUGGUGUUUUCUAAAUUUAAUAAACAUGAUUUUGAAAGUAAUUAAA
Lates calcarifer (barramundi perch) is the source of this 2835-nucleotide messenger RNA. It is a transcript of the gene klhl13, whose product is annotated as kelch-like family member 13. Gene Ontology annotation, cellular component: Cul3-RING ubiquitin ligase complex. Gene Ontology annotation, biological process: protein ubiquitination; regulation of cytokinesis. The transcript is spliced from 7 exons. The record is from RefSeq and is a predicted model, not a curated record. Gene Ontology annotation, molecular function: cullin family protein binding; ubiquitin-protein transferase activity. The coding region runs from base 252 to 2219 and encodes 655 amino acids. NCBI's taxonomy places the organism in Eukaryota, Metazoa, Chordata, Actinopteri, Centropomidae.